This is a messenger RNA of Pseudoliparis swirei, 1000 nucleotides long. It is a transcript of the gene dusp13a, whose product is annotated as dual specificity phosphatase 13a. Gene Ontology annotation, cellular component: cytoplasm. The transcript is spliced from 3 exons. NCBI's taxonomy places the organism in Eukaryota, Metazoa, Chordata, Actinopteri, Perciformes, Liparidae. The record is from RefSeq and is a predicted model, not a curated record. Gene Ontology annotation, molecular function: protein tyrosine/serine/threonine phosphatase activity; MAP kinase phosphatase activity. The coding region runs from base 149 to 766 and encodes 205 amino acids. Gene Ontology annotation, biological process: negative regulation of MAPK cascade; protein dephosphorylation.
UAAGGUUAGAGUUUACCCUGGUUUCUUUCCAAAUGCUACACAGGAUGUAAAAACCAACAGGACAGCAGCAACAACUUCUCACAUUUUCCAUCCCGGAGGAUCAAAUAUUUUGGGGUAUUAUCUCACUGUUAACCAAGCGAUGAGCUGAAUGCAAAAGUGUGAUAAUUAUUCAACGGCGCUGGGGGUGAAAUAUGCAGAAAUGAGCCCGGAGGAGGAGCCAGAGCAUCAGACACCGCCCACCUGCGGUCUGCUCGGCCUUCUGCUGAAGAACAGACGCCCCACGGGAGCCGUCAACGAGGUUUGGCCCAACCUCUACAUCGGAGAUGCGGCGACGGCUCAGCAUAAAUCCCUGCUAGUGGAUCUGGGAAUCACGCAUGUGGUGAAUGCUGCAGAUGGCCCCCUGCACAUUGACACCGGGCCACUUUUCUACAAAGACACCAGCAUACGGUAUCAUGGGGUAGAAGCAGCCGACUGCAAAGAGUUUGACUUGAGCCCAUUCUUCACUGAGACGGCGGAUUUCAUCCAUGAUGCUCUGAAGCUGAAAGGCAAGGUGCUCGUCCACUGUGCUCGAGGAAUCAGCCGCUCGGCGACUCUGGCUCUGGCCUUCCUCAUGAUCCGAGAAGGACUUUCCCUCGUUGAGGCCGUGGAGGCCGUUCGCAGGCACAGAAACAUUCUUCCGAACGUUGGAUUUCUGAAUCAACUGUGUCACUUGGACUCUUCUUUGGCCCUGCAGAGGAAAACCACACAACAUGAAGUGAAGAGAUAAAGCACUGAUUGGGACUUUCCUCCAUAUGGACUGUAUUGAUUUGCAACGUGCAUAUUCUUUACACUGCAGCUAAACAUGGCGGCUAGAUUUUUUGGAAAUGUGUUUUUCGACCUUCAAGCCAGCCAGGGUUUCCAAUAAAGUCAUCGCGAAAAUCUGUUCGCGUAUUUUGUGUAGUCCAUCGAAUUUUCAUUGCAUUGUAAUGCAGUUUUAUUGCAGAAUCAAUCGAGGUCUGCA